Bicyclus anynana (squinting bush brown) is the source of this 2206-nucleotide messenger RNA. Its product is annotated as zinc finger protein 394-like. Gene Ontology annotation, molecular function: DNA-binding transcription factor activity; RNA polymerase II cis-regulatory region sequence-specific DNA binding. Gene Ontology annotation, biological process: regulation of transcription by RNA polymerase II. The record is from RefSeq and is a predicted model, not a curated record. The transcript is spliced from 14 exons. Lineage: Eukaryota; Metazoa; Arthropoda; Insecta; Lepidoptera; Nymphalidae. The coding region runs from base 156 to 1988 and encodes 610 amino acids.
AAAGAAAACCAAAAUCAAAUAAUAUUUCGAAUGUGGUCAUGGAAACGAAAAUAAUGAAAGGUCGUGAAAAAUAAUAGACGGCGUCCCGAAAAAACGAAAGUUUGACGUGCGUGUGUUUUUUGUUGAGAAAAUAAUUGAAACACCUAACAAAAUCUAUGAUGUUUUCCGACGAGGAAAUAAAAGAGAGCAGUCUGAUGCGGCCUGGAGAUGAGAUAAUAAGCAUCCACGAAGUAUGCCUAAUAGACAAGUUUGACAAAAAACAAUUGGAGCCCCUUCUCUCGAGUAAUGGAAAAAGUGAUUUGGAGGUACCUCGUUUAUUCCGAGACGGUUUCUACCCUGAGGGCUCUGAGCAGGCGCGGUUUGCAUGGACAGAAGAGGAUGGUAAUAUCGCGUCGCUCGUGUCUGAGCCAGGAUUCGGCACCACGGGGCAAACGAGCUUUGGCAAAGAUCUGGAUGCUGCGUUUAGUAAGGAAAUCAAGGAAGCCGACAAGUUUUCCAUAAUGGAAACCAAAAAUGGAUUGAUUUUUGAAACGAAAGUGUGUACGGAGUCAAGUCACGUGACAUCAUCCACUUCUGGCGAUGGGGCAACACCGGGUAUGUCUUCCAAUCAACCCAAAAGUCGCGUCAUUUGUAAGGUGGACAAAACAGAUCCACGUUCGAGGUACCACUACGUUAAGUACAUCAAACGCCAUGGAAGAACGGUCAAAUUGUGGGAAUGUGGGAUGUGUGGAAGAGAGUUCCAGCACCAGUAUACGCUGCUGCGCCACCUGCCGACGCACACGGACGAGAGGAACUUCCACUGCGACGCGUGCUCCAAGAGUUUCCGGCAACUGUCCACGUUGAGUCAGCACCGCGCCAUACACUCCGCUGAGAGGCCGUACUCUUGCGAGGUUUGCGAAAAAACGUUUAACCGUGUCUCCACCCUCAUAUCCCAUCGCAAGACCCACUCCGACGACAAACCCUACAAGUGCCACAUUUGUCCCAAAGGAUUCCAUCAGAAAGGCAACCUCCGAAACCAUCUUUUCACUCACACCAACGCUCGUCCGUAUCGGUGCAACAUUUGUAUGAAGGGCUUCAACCAGCAGUCGAAUCUAGUUUGCCACAAACAAAAGGCACAUCCAGAUGAAAACAGCACCGCCACGGUAGGAAAGAAUAGAACAACACCCCGUAUCGCUCCACCACCAACCCUGGUGAAGAAACCGGAAAGUUCUUCGAGAACACAAUCCGAACAAUGUGAAGUGACAUCAUCAAUGGGACCACCAAUAGAAUCUACAUCGUACAACCAAUCCCGAUGGGAGAUUAAAACCGAGCAAGGAGAUUUGUGGGGCGACGGUCCAUGGAGAAGCAAUGGUGUGGUCGUAGAUGCUAUAAAUACUUACCAUAUGGGAGUGGCGCUAGCGACCAGACAGACUCCAUUCGCUUUGCUGAAGUCUGAUAACGGUGCACCAGUUCUCGUGAAAGUCAUUGAUGCGAAGCUUCCGGGCGGCAAACAGAUGCUAGUGCCAGCAACAGCGGAAGAUCUGAGAGUUGGAGGGAAAAUAAUUUUGGGCAGCGAAGAAAAUCUCAACAAGGCUCAGGAAAUAGACGUGGAGUCAAUUCCUGACGCCAGCGGUGCGGUUCAGAUUCGAGUCCCCGUGGUAGCGACCGUGGUGCCGAAGAUCAGACCUGGUGGAGGACUGCUUCUGUCUGUCGAGGAGCCGCACUAUGAGUACCUCACGACUGCUUCUAAUGGUGAUGAAGUAAAAGCUGGUCCAUGCUCCAGCAGUUCCUGCACACCAUCUACUGCUGUGGCUCAGCUGCCGGAAUGCUCACCACGUAUUAAAGUCAGUGGGUUCGAUGCCCCACCCGACGAACAAGUCUUAAGACCUGGUAUAUGCAGCUCGCCCCCGCCGGCGCCGUCGCCGCCGCCUCUGGACUUCAUCUCCCUGGACCUGUUCGAUCCUAUGGGAUGCAUCCCCUUGGGUGAGAUUGACUUGACAAUAAAAUAACAUUGCUAUCAACCCAUAUUCGGCUCACUGCUGAGCUCGAGUCUCCUCUCAGAAUGAGAGGGGUUAGGCCAAUAGUCCAUCACGCUGGCCCAAUGCGGAUUGGCAGACUUCACACACGCAGAGAAUUAAGAUAAUUCUCUGGUAUGCAGGUUUCCUCACGAUGUUUUCCUUCACCGUUAGAGACACGUGAUAUUUAAUUUCUUAAAAUGCACACAACU